Drosophila eugracilis is the source of this 2822-nucleotide messenger RNA. Its product is annotated as multiple epidermal growth factor-like domains protein 11. Lineage: Eukaryota; Metazoa; Arthropoda; Insecta; Diptera; Drosophilidae. The record is from RefSeq and is a predicted model, not a curated record.
GAAUGGCGAUAGAGAGAGGAAAAUAAUACGUUUCAAUGAUAAGCGCUUAAGUCUGACUUACUUGUCCAUGGAAUCCAUGGAAAGUCAAUUGGCUGAUCAUUUGCCAAGCUUAACUUAAAGUGAACAGUUGAUCGAAGUCGUUAAGCCGAGAAUUAUUUCUACAAUUAAAUGUCAAUAUGUUCGUCCUUGUGUUGGUUUUAGUAACAGUUCUGCAAGUGCAGGGCUGUGUAAAUCGUGUUCCGGUCGUUAAAAUGCGUGGAACUCUGGUAACAAUGCGUAAAAACCAAAAUUCAGCCAACUGCACUACAAAUUGUGGACCUUUGGUGGGAAGGACCAGAACCGAGACCUAUAUGGGCUUCCAUGAUGUCUGCUGCGAUGGAUAUAUACGAAAUGAAGAGAACGAGUGUGUACCACAAUGCAGAGAUUGUGGUACAGGCAAAUGCAUUUCGCCCAACGUGUGUUUGUGUGACAAAGGAUAUGCGAAUCGCCAGGAUCGGGGUCACUGUGAGCCGGAGUGCAGCGAGUCCUGCGUGAACGGAAAAUGUGUGGCACCGGACGAGUGUGAAUGCCUUUCGGGACAUCGUUUCGUCAAUGGCUCCCAAACGGAAUGUGAAACAAUUUGCGAGGGCUGUGGUAACGGACGCUGCCUGGAGUCGGGAAAAUGUCAGUGCGACCCUGGCUAUCAGUGGAGUCAGUCUCUUAAGAAAUGUGAACCCAUCUGCCAGGACGGCUGCUACCACGGCAAAUGUAUAGCACCCAAUGAGUGUCUCUGCUUACCUGGCCAUGAACAGCGUUUGGGUACACCGUGGAUUUGCGAUCCAAUCUGCUCGAGCGGCUGCGCCAACGGCAAUUGCGUGAAUGCUGAAGAGUGUAAGUGCAAGGUGGGCUAUGUCCAUAAGGAGGACAAUCUCGCCUCGGGGUGUGAGCCCUUGUGCAAUCCUUCCUGUGUGAAUGGCACCUGCAUCUCGCCUGACCACUGCGCCUGCUCCGAGGGCCACGUUUUUGCCAAUGGAUCACACCAUGUGUGCGUGCCCAGCUGUCGUUCCGGAUGCGAGAAUGGCUUCUGUAGCGCUCCAGGACGCUGUGAGUGCCACGAGGGAUUCGAAAAGCUUUCGCCGCAUCGCUGCACGCCCACCUGCCAACCCGGAUGUGGGCGUAACGCCCACUGUACCGCUCCCGACACCUGUGCGUGUGACGCCGGCUACAUCUUCGCCAACGGCAGCACCACCGAGUGCGAGCCCUUCUGCCCCAGGAGCUGCCGGAAUGGGAUAUGCACCAGUCCAGGCUUUUGUACCUGCUUGGAAGGCUACCAGGCUCUCCUCUCGUUCUACUGUGUACCAAUAUGUACCAGUACCUGUAUUCACGGCAGUUGCGUGGCACCCAACGAAUGUCGCUGCUUCACCGGCUACCGACCAAGUGCCACCCUAGGAUCGUAUAUUUGUGAGCCUAUUUGUAGCCAGGACUGUGGCCACGGUCGGUGCAUCGCUCCAGAUAUUUGCCAAUGCGACUUGGGCUACGCCAAACGCUGGCCCCGUGGUUCUUGUGAGCCCCAUUGUCCACUGAAGUGCAUAAACAGUCACUGCGAAGGAUCGGGACAGUGCCGCUGCUACGAAGGCUACAAGCUAAGGCCAGGAUCCACCAACAUAUGUGAUCCGGUGUGCUCUCCGGCAUGUAGAAAUGGCACCUGCGUGGAGCCAAACAGCUGUGCUUGUUUCGAUGGCUACGAGGACACAAAGGUGUCGUACGAGUGUGUGCCCACCUGUCGACCAAGGUGUGAGAAUGGACGCUGCUCCUCCCCAGGACAUUGUGAAUGCAAUCCUGGCUAUGCGGUUACCAACUCUAGCGAGCCAAAUUCAUGUCAACCCCAGUGCCGUGAACAGUGCAUCAACGCCGAGUGCCAGUCUCCGGAAAAGUGCGUCUGCCUACCUGGUUACCGAUUUUUGAAAGACAGCAGCAGUGAGUGUGAAACGAUGUGCUCUAAAGGAUGCCGUUCCGGCCAAGAAUGCGUUGGUCCUGAAGUCUGUGAAGGCGAAGGCUCGAUGAUUAUUAGUACACCCAGCAAACACUUGGUCUUUCACUGGUCCAUGUUCAUCCUGGCCAUUCUGCUCUGCCUGGCCUUGGUAAUGAUACCCCUACUGGUGCUCAAGGAGUUCCAGCGACGUCGACGAGGAGGCGACAAGCAAAGAUCCCGACUCAUCGAGAACCCUUCAUAUGGAGUUGUACAGGCUAACAGCGAGGAGGCCGACAAUGAGUUGGGAAUAGGUCGGGGGAGAUUAGCAUUAUAUCGAAUAUGCCCUGUGAAUUUUCCUUUUAAAGAUAUAAACUAAAUGGACUUUUCAAAAAAUAGAUAUAGUAUCUUAUACUUCAAAAUCGAAAGGCAGUUUUCUGUGUGUGGAAAUAGUUUAAUUUGUAUUUUUAUGGCUUUGUUUCGUUUACAAUCGAAUUGUUCGAUUAAGUUCUACACCGAAGGAUGCUUGGCAUCUUCGAAAAUAAUACACGCAUAUAUAAAUAUAUAUAUAUAUAGUUAUGCUAAACAUUUAUGGUUAAAAGUUAAGAAUGUACUCUACCGUAAUAAGUUAUGUAAUUCAUAAUACUCUUUGUCAACUCUGGCCAGUUUCUCAAGUUGUUGUUAAGGUACAUGGUUGGAUUAACUAAAAUGUUUCGUUAUGAUUUCAUAAAUGUAGUUAAUAAAAAUGUAAAGUAAACAAAAACAAAGAAACUAACUUAAUGAUUUUUAACUAAUGCAUAAAUUUUGGAUAAAUGAAGUUUAAUAUUUAUCUACAUUCGAUUUGCCUAAUAAAAAACUUCAAAUUCAACAAUAA